This is a messenger RNA of Yarrowia lipolytica CLIB122, 1620 nucleotides long. RefSeq lists its product as uncharacterized. The record is from RefSeq and is a predicted model, not a curated record. Gene Ontology annotation, molecular function: carbohydrate:proton symporter activity. Gene Ontology annotation, biological process: transmembrane transport; carbohydrate transport. Gene Ontology annotation, cellular component: membrane. Lineage: Eukaryota; Fungi; Ascomycota; Dipodascomycetes; Dipodascales.
AUGUUCUGGAAAAACAUGAAGAAUGAGCCUAAACAGGUCCUCAAUUGGACUCUGUGGCUCUCAGUCCUAGUCUUUGGCCUGCUUGGUUCAGCCCGAGGCCUUGAUGAAGGAAACAUCUCAGGUACAUCCCACCAGGUCUCCUUCGAGAACCAAUUCGGGCUCAGAGACCCCAACAAGACCGAAAAAGAAAUCGCAGAUGCCCUCUCCAACAUCACUGCCAUGGUCCAACUGGGCUCUGUGGGAGGUUCCAUUAUCGCCAUGUUCGCCCAAGACAAGAUUGGACGAGUCCGAUGUUUGCAACAGAUGCUAAUUGUGUGGAUCGUCGGUGUUGUUAUCCAAGUCACCUCUCACGGCCAAGGUCAACUCCUGGCUGGUCGAUUCAUUGCUGGUCUAGGAAUCGGUCAGUCCGUCGUUAUUGGUCCCACAUAUCUUGCUGAGGUGUCUCCCAAGAAUGUUCGAGGUCUCUGCACAUGUGUCUUUUCGGGCUCAGUCUAUCUGGGUAUCAUGUUGGAAUACUUUGCCAACUAUUCCACAACACUGAACGUCUCUGACGAGAGCAGAAUGCAGUGGGUACUCCCUACCAGUGUCCAGUUCAUCUUUGCUGGUCUCCUUUUCAUUGGAUCAUUCUUCAUUUACGAGUCUCCAAGAUGGCUCAUGAAGAUUGGCCAGGAGGAAAAGGCAAUGGAAACUCUGUCCAAGAUCAGACAUCUUCCCAUUGACGACGUUUACAUCCAAGGAGAGAUCCUUGAUGUCCGAGAACAGGUCGAGCGAGAAAAGCAGGCCCUAUCUGGUACUAGCAUCUUUUCUAUUUUGAAGGAACUUGUUGCUACUCAGGCCAAUCGAUACAGACUUUUCAUUGGCAUCAUGGUCCAACUACUUGGCCAGUGGUCAGGAGCCAACGCAGUCACCAUCUACUCGCCCCAGUUCUUUGCCAUGCUCGGUGUCACUCUCCGAACUGAUCGAAUGAUGUACACUGCCAUUCUAGGUAUUAUCAAGUUUGCUGCUUCCGUUGUCUGUGCUGUCUUCCUCAUUGAUACCAUCGGCCGACGACGAUCUCUCUACACCGGCGUCUGUCUCCAGUUCAUCUCCAUGCUGUAUCUUGGUAUCUAUCUGUCUAUUGUUCCUGCUAGCUCUGGGGCUGUUGAGGACAGAACUGCUUCCCAGAGACAUGCUGGAGGAGGUGCCAUCGCUGCCAUCUACCUGUCAGGUUGCGGGUGGGCUCUCGGCUGGAACUCCAUCCAGUACCUCAUCAACGCUGAAAUCUACACUGUUCGACACCGAUCACUUGCCUGCGGUAUCAUCAUGGUAUUCCACUUUGUCAACCAGUAUGGUAACUCCAAGGCACUCCCCUACAUGCGAAAGUCUCUGACUGACCAUGGAACCAUGUUCUUCUUCUCUGGUGUGAUUCUCAUCGGUCUGGCCUGGUCAUGGUUCUUCCUUCCCGAGGUCUCCGGAAGAUCUCUGGAAUCUAUCGACGAGAUGUUCUCUCUACCUUGGUAUCUCAUUGGACGACGAGGAGCCAAGCUUGUGCCCGAAACAAGCACCACUACCCAGCUGCAGGAAGACGACGAUCUGGCCAAGGAGAAGAAGGGAGCCACUGUUCACGUGGAGACCUGUUAG